Messenger RNA from Xenia sp. Carnegie-2017, 1678 nucleotides. Its product is annotated as ubiquitin-associated protein 1-like. Gene Ontology annotation, molecular function: ubiquitin binding. Lineage: Eukaryota; Metazoa; Cnidaria; Anthozoa; Malacalcyonacea; Xeniidae. The coding region runs from base 131 to 1591 and encodes 486 amino acids. Gene Ontology annotation, biological process: ubiquitin-dependent protein catabolic process via the multivesicular body sorting pathway. The record is from RefSeq and is a predicted model, not a curated record. Gene Ontology annotation, cellular component: ESCRT I complex. The transcript has 7 exons.
UGAUAAUGACAUCAUAUUGUUUUGUAGACAAGCUUCGAAGAACAUGGUGAAUAAGAUUUUGUUACAGAGAGAAAGGUUUUGUUUGGGGGAAAUGUGAACACAUUGGUUAUUUCUAGUAUCGUAGGAAGCAAUGCAGCGAAGCACUAGUGUUUAUGGCAGUUCAGUUGCCCUCAAUGGUGUUCAAAUGAAAAUAGGAGAAAAAUUCAAAGCCAUAGCGCAGGUGACUUUACCUGUUGGUUGGAAGACAAGGGAUCAAUCACUACUUUUGAGUCUCACGUAUGACUUUGCUCUGGAGCAGGAGGUUAUAAAGAAGUACAAUGCUGAAAAAGAAGCGAGGCAACAGCAUGAACAGGCAGAAAAAGCCAAAACACUAAAUCCCUUCAUUGCGAACAUUGGAAAUGAGAUCUUGCAACCGAUAUCAACAUCAAGCACUCCCGUAGCAACAAGUGUGAAUGGUAAAACCAGUGAACAGUUCAACUAUAAAGAUUUUGAAGACAAUACUGACACACCUUUUGAAUCAGUUGAGCGGCAAUCUAUCAACGAUAUGGAUGCAUUGAGAAGUAUCUUGCAACCAAAAGCAGAAGGAAAUUUUAAGAUGAAUGUUUCGAACAAUGCUGGUGGUAUCGCAGAGAGUUCUCAAGGUGUAGAUGGUGUAGAUGGUAAUACUGACACAAGUAGCCACAAAUCAAACAUGUUGAAUACAGUUGGCAAUGGUAAAGCUACAAUUCAUCAAUCUUCCAACUUGAAUGAAACACGCUCUGCAUCACCUAUGAAUGCCAAUUCUACUGGAGAAAAUACAUCAAUGAAUGGUGAUCAAUUCCCACCACAACAUUCUCAACUAAAUGCCGAAGGAAAUAGAAGAAUUUCCCUCCCGGGUGCUUUAAGGGUCUUUCCACCCGGAGCAGUAAACCCUCCACCUAGACAUCGUGUAAGUGAUCCAAAUAAAAGUGUUCCUAUGGAAACAGAGUCCGCUUUUCAAAGUCGAACAGAGGAGGCAAUAACUUCACAAAGUGGUAAAAAACCAGUUCCCAAACCUAGAAGUAAAUUUCCUCCAAUUGUUAACAGUCAAGAUACAUUAGCUACAAGUGAACCCAUAUAUGACGUCCCUCCGCCUCCUUUACCUCCAAAGAAAAACAUUGGCAAGAGCAAACAGGCCAAUAACAUGAUUUUUCAUGAUGCACCCUUUCGUCUUCCGCCAAUUUCACCUCCAAAUCAUGUAGCCACGCCCCAUAUUAAUGAUCCUCGUUCCUCGCUGUCCGUGGAAGAAAGAAAAUUUGUUGAUCAGAUAUCAGGCAUUGGAUUUGACGUUGGUCAAGUUGCCCGAGCAGUGAAACAUUUAGGAUGCAAGCAACAGGAGGUUAUAGAAUAUGUUAUAUUGGUGAAUGAUUUGUGUAAUGAUGGAGAAUUUUCGAGCAGUCAGGUUGAAAUGGUUUUAAAGGAAAACACUGACAAAAAUAAGGCGAAAGAAUUCCUCAAAUUAAUUGUAAAGUUUAAAGAACUGGGCUUCGAAGAAAAUAAAGUUUUCGAGGCGUUAAAAAAGUCGGAAUGCGAUGACAAUAAAACGCUUGAUAUUUUAACAAAUGCUAGCUAGAACAGUCUAAUAUAAGAAGCGAUGAGUUUUUGAUUGUUUAUAAACAGAUUAUGUGACUUGUACGAAGAUACUUAAGUCAUAUUCUUA